Corythoichthys intestinalis (scribbled pipefish) is the source of this 2953-nucleotide messenger RNA. It is a transcript of the gene gtpbp3, whose product is annotated as GTP binding protein 3, mitochondrial. Gene Ontology annotation, molecular function: protein binding; GTPase activity; GTP binding. Bases 445 to 1779 code for a protein of 444 amino acids. NCBI's taxonomy places the organism in Eukaryota, Metazoa, Chordata, Actinopteri, Syngnathiformes, Syngnathidae. Gene Ontology annotation, cellular component: cytoplasm; mitochondrion. The transcript is spliced from 11 exons. Gene Ontology annotation, biological process: tRNA methylation; tRNA wobble uridine modification. The record is from RefSeq and is a predicted model, not a curated record.
UAGAUUUAAAAAAAAAUUACUUAGGUUCGCUAGGAAGGAUCUCUACAUCAGGGCCUUCCUGAGAGGUCUACUGCUUUAAGAUGGCGGCUGUUUACAAACGCAUGUAGUCCUUAAAACAUGUUGGCAAUGCAGCAGUGUCUGUCAUCUGCAUCUAGUUCUAUAAUAUGAUAUCUACCGUGUCAUGUGGGUGUAGUUUGUCGGCUAUGGCUGCAGUCAGGUAUUAUUGGAGCCACCUAGCAUCGCGGUUGCAACGGCGUCUUCCCCACUCCUGCUCUGCUCUCGUUCCCAUGGACUACACUCUUCAGAAAUCUGAGUUCCUGUGAUGGAGUCCCUCCAACACUGGUUGAUGCGGAAACUAUUUUUGCAUUAUCAUCAGGGCAUGGCAAGUGCGGGGUUGCUGUGGUACGGAUCAGUGGACCCUCAUCUGCUACAGCCCUCAGCAGUAUGGCUGGCCUCACACGCAACCUGCCCAUUCCUCGUAAAGCAUUGUUAAGAAGCAUCACACAUCCCCAGUCCAAAGAAGUGCUGGACCGUGGGCUUGUUCUUUGGUUCCCAGCUCCUCACAGUUUCACAGGAGAGGACAGUGUCGAGUUUCACAUCCAUGGAGGUCCUGCUGUUACUGCUGCUGUCCUUCAGGCACUAGGAAGUGUGCCGGGCAUGAGGCCUGCUGAGUCUGGGGAGUUCACGCGAAGAGCCUUUCAAGCAGGCAAACUUGGCCUAACGGAGGUGGAGGGCCUUGGCGAUCUUAUCCACGCUGAGACUGAAGCUCAGAGGAGACAGGCAUUAAGACAAAUGUCAGGAGAACUUGGCCGUCUCUAUCAGAACUGGAGUCACAAACUGAAACGGUGUCUUGCCCAUGUUGAGGCCUUCAUAGACUUUAGUGAAGAUGAGCUGAUUGAAGAUGGAGUCUUAACCCGCGUGAAUGGAAUGGUGCAUCAUCUGCAAGCUGAAAUGGCGCAACACCUGCUUGAUGAGAGGAGAGGCGAGCGGCUACGUAGUGGUGUGCAGGUGGUCAUCGCGGGAGCUACCAAUGCUGGAAAAAGCAGCCUCCUCAACACGCUUUGCCAGAGACCUGCAGCCAUUGUGUCUCCCAUUGCUGGAACCACCAGGGAUGUGGUGGAGACUGCUCUGGAUAUCGGUGGCUUUCCCGUUCUCUUGAGUGACACAGCGGGCCUCAGAGACAGUUUGGACCUGGUAGAGAGAGAGGGCGUCCGUCGAGCUCGUGAAAGAAUUGAGCAAGCAGAUCUGACUCUGGUGGUUGUGGAUUGUUCUCAUAUCCCCACUGAGUUCCAGCAAGCUGCAACCUUCCUUCAGGACUAUCUCAGAAGUGUCGUGCUCACUCAGGAGCAGAUGCAAACAGUAUUACCAUCUGACAGGUUCCUUCUGGUCCUGAAUAAAGUGGACUUACUGCCUGAUGAACAUAGGCAAAUGCUGAAACAGAAAUUCGGGUGCAUCCCUGCACUCCCUCCUGUCUGUGUAAUAUCUUGUCACACUAAUGAGGGACUUCAACACUUCCUCACAACACUGCACAGCAGAGUCAAGUCUUUGUGUGGCGACCCUCUGUCUGGUGCCCCUACCCUGACCCAAGCACGCCACAGGGCCCACCUACAGCAAUGUGUUGCAGCACUGGAUCAGUACCAGCGAUACCGUGACUUUGACCUCGCUCUGGCGGCGGAGGGCAUUCGCUUAGCUCUCACCAGCCUGGGCCGGAUCACUGGCAAGGUCGGACCAGAGGAGAUCCUGGAUAUUAUCUUCAAAGACUUCUGCAUUGGCAAAUAGAUGCCUGGCCUGUGUCAUAAUAAUGAUAACAGUGUAAUGAUAACAAUAACCUGAAUAGAGAGCUGAGUUAUACGCUUUCAUGGCCACACAGUACGUCGGCGCUGUGCCAAACUUUGUGUCAUCCAGAAAACACAUCGUGUUCUUGGCUCCAAUAAGUUCCCAAGACACCAAAAUGUGUGUCACGGAUUUUGUUUUUGGCUUAACAGAUUGAAGAAGAAAUAUUUGACAUGUUGUCUCCCAAUCAUGUACGAUACACUUUGUACUAGAGCUGUCCCGACUAGUCGACAUAGUCGACGUCAUCGAUGACGUAAAUCCGUCGACGAGCACAACAUCCCGUCGACGGUUAAUGAAGGGUUAAAAAAAAUAUAUGCGUGGAAAGUUAGAAUGUCGGAUGCUCUGUUUGCAAGCGGGGAAAGCCGCACAAAGCCAAAAAAAGCGCACCAGAGUGUCCAAAACAUUGCCUUAUUUCAAAGAAACAAAGGAGAGUACACUCUUCUGUCCUGUCUCUUCAAUGCCAAGCUUGGCUGCACGUCGGCCGUGAAUAAACACCUCAAGCGCCUUCACGCAGUUUGUAUUUUUUUUUUUUUUUUUUUCAUUUUUUGUACACCAGAGGGUGCUGUCGCCUUACUAAAUAAUAAUGUUUCAUUGACAAUGGGCCUUAUAAGUGCUAUUAGUAUUGUUCUUAAUGCUAAUCGAAAGGUUUAUUUCAUGUUAUGGUUUAUUUUAUGGUAUAGAAAAUUAUAUAAGGUUAAAAGGUCAAAUAUAUACAGUAUAUACAGUGAUUGCACUCAAGGGAGAGAUUGUCAAUGAUAAGGUAAUAAAUUAAGGUAAAGGCAAUUCAUAUAGGCAAUUCAUUGAUAUAUAAAUAAGGUUUAAAAGGAAAAAGGUGAAAAGUUUUUGUUAAUUUCUAAUUGUGUUGCUUUAUUUGUGUGCACCGUAGCUCUUACAGUGUGUUUACAUCAAGGAUGGAAUAAAAGUUGUAAACCAUCAGUUUAAGAGACCAUCUUUGCAAUCGGGAUGCUACACUAGUUAAUUCUAUCAGCAUUUGAACUCAUUGUUUAUUUGUGAUUUAUUAUUGUUAUUUACGUGUUUAUUUGUACUUUAAUAAAUAAUUUGAGUGUUCCAAUAUGUUUUUUGUGAAUUGAUAAGUGUCAACAAAAAUUUCAUUGCUAAA